Oppiella nova is the source of this 770-nucleotide messenger RNA. Lineage: Eukaryota; Metazoa; Arthropoda; Arachnida; Sarcoptiformes; Oppiidae. The record is from the annotation of a GenBank genome assembly.
CACUGGACUUAAAAACAGGCACCGGUGGCGUAUAUAGGGGGCCGGCACGUGUCAAACCAGACUGCGUGAUUACAAUGGAUGAGAAAGUGUCCCUGGGCAUGUUUGAGGGCACCCUCGACCCGGCUAAGGCAUUCAUGGGUCAGAAAUUGAAAAUCCAGGGCAACCUAAUGGCCGCCCAUAAGUUCCAGCAAUUCUGGGCUGAGGAGGCCCUACACGGCUCGCUCCGACACCUCAACGAAAAACUAGCCCUUCAGUCAGCGGCUAAUACGGGAAAUGCCUGUCCGGUCGGUGGCGGUGCUAGUGUUGGACAUGGAGGUAGUGAUGGUGGCGGCCGUGGUGCUAGUGAUGAGGCACUGUUAGCCAGUAUACCAGUGGACGGCCUUAAGUCGGAUGUAGUGUUCAACACGAUUAGGACCCGACUGUCCGAAGAGCCAGAUUUGGUGAAAGCCAUGCGAUUUGUUAUACAGUUUAAUAUCACGAGGAAUGGGAAGGUAGUCGCCGUCUGGACUACCGACACCAAAGUGGACGGGGGAGAGGUGUAUAGGAGUGCCCCCAAAGUGAAACCCGACGCCAUAGUCAAUGUGGACGACGAGAACUACGUGAAGAUCCUAUUCGGUAAACUCAACCCACAGCGGGCAUUCAUGACGGGAAAGGUGUCGGUGAAGGGCAACAUACUGUUACUCCAGAAGUUGGACACCUUCUGGAACCAAGUCCAGGGCCAGCGAAAGGACCCGGAGAUGCCUAAUGUCAAGGACAUUAUGCUCAGCCAU